Messenger RNA from Electrophorus electricus (electric eel), 1428 nucleotides. RefSeq names its product nudC nuclear distribution protein (gene nudc). Gene Ontology annotation, biological process: protein folding. Gene Ontology annotation, cellular component: cytoplasm. Lineage: Eukaryota; Metazoa; Chordata; Actinopteri; Gymnotiformes; Gymnotidae. The record is from RefSeq and is a predicted model, not a curated record.
UAAUUUCAUUGGUUCAAGAACUUUCCGGGUAGUGUUUGUAGCUAGGACGUGAAAACUGUACACCGGUAGAGCGUGAUUACCCUUAAGCACAGACUUAUUUGUUUAAGUAUUUGUAUUUGUCUCAAGACGGGUGGAAAUCCUUAAGAUGGGUGAUGAUGAAGAAAAGUAUGAUGGGAUGCUGCUUGUUAUGGCACAGCAGCAUGAAGGCGGAGUACAAGAGUUGGUGAAUACAUUCUUCAGCUUUCUCCGACGAAAAACUGACUUUUUUACUGGAGGCGAAUCAGGAGCUCCUGAGAAGUUAGUAAAAGAGGCUUUUGCUCAUCACAGUCAACUGGCUUUCAAGGCCCAGAAGGAGAAACUGUCCAGGCAGGAGAAAGAAAAGAAGGAGAAAGCUGAACGGUCAGAUAAGCUGAAGGCUGAAGAAGAGCGAAAGAGGAAAGAAGCUGAAAGUGAGCCCAGAAUCAAAGAACUUACAGAGGAAGAAGCAGAGAGACUGCAGACGGAAAUAGACCAGAACAAAGAAAACGAGGAAAAAAAAGAGACUCCUGCUCCUGAGAGCAGUGUUGCAGAUACGUCUGAUAAAGCAGAGAAGGGGUCUGACUCAGAAGGAGAAGAGGAUGAGAAGGAUAAGAGCAAAAUGAAGCCUAAUGCUGGAAAUGGAGCAGACUUGCCCAACUAUAGGUGGACACAGAACCUGUCUGAAGUAGAUCUCAUGGUGCCUUUUGAUGUGAAGUUCCGUCUGAAGGGCAAGGAUGUGGUUGUGGAUAUUCAGAGGCGUUCUCUGAAGGUUGGGUUAAAGGGCCACCCACCUGUUAUUGAUGCGCAGCUCUAUAAUGAGGUGAAGGUGGAGGAGAGCUCCUGGCUUAUUGACGAUGGGAAAAUAGUAACCGUUCAACUAGAAAAGAUUAAUAAAAUGGAGUGGUGGAACAAGUUGGUGUCCACAGACCCUGAAAUCAACACCAAGAAAAUCUGUCCAGAGAACUCUAAGCUGUCUGACCUGGAUGGCGAGACACGCAGCAUGGUUGAAAAGAUGAUGUAUGACCAGAGACAGAAGUCCAUGGGCCUGCCUACCUCUGAGGAGCAGAAAAAGCAGGACAUCCUGAAAAAGUUCAUGGACCAGCAUCCUGAGAUGGACUUCUCCAAAGCCAAGUUCAGUUGAGAGCUCCUGCCAUGCUGCUGAGGUUCGAACUGCAGGCCCGCCAUGCGCUGCACAUUGGAAACCAGGCCUCUGGCUUUCUCUCCCAUGCUCUCCUUUCUUUUUUUUUCUUUUUUUUUUUCUUUCUUUUUUUUUUUGGCAAAAAUAGAAGACUGUAUGUUUAUCUAGUCUGACUCGUAUUACAGAGGUUACUGUAUUCGGAAUAUUUAAAGCGUUUGUUUUGUUUGUUUGUUUUAUAAAUAAAUUCAAAUCCCACCACCUGGUUACCUAAA